Cryptococcus amylolentus CBS 6039 is the source of this 636-nucleotide messenger RNA. RefSeq lists its product as hypothetical. The coding region runs from base 1 to 636 and encodes 211 amino acids. NCBI's taxonomy places the organism in Eukaryota, Fungi, Basidiomycota, Tremellomycetes, Tremellales, Cryptococcaceae. The record is from RefSeq and is a predicted model, not a curated record. The transcript has 3 exons.
AUGAGUUCCGGCGCUAUCAUCCUCAUCAACGGCUACCCCGGCGUGGGCAAGCUGAGCACCGCCCAACGUCUCUCCAAGAUACUGCCAAACUCCAAGGUGCUCGACACCCACCACUUGAAAGACGCUACCAGCUCUCUUUUCGACCAAAAGCGAGAUGUAGAAGCGUGGAACGCGCUGCACUCGGGUCUGCGUGACGCUAUCUUCAGAUCCAUCAACGUCUCAGGCAGCUCUCGAUCCCAGCCCAUCUACAUCCUCACCGAGUCUAUCCCAGCUUCUCCAGCUGGUGCCAAAGACCUCGAGUCCCUUCUCGCUUAUGCCCGUGACGCCAAUUUCACCCUCAUCCACAUCAUCCUCUCGUGCUCCACCUCUGAGAACAUUCACCGUCUCCAAUCUCAGGAGCGAAGUUUCAAAAACAAGUUGACGGAUGAGGGGGCAUUGAUGGAAUUGAGGAUGGAGGAGGAGAUUGCGCGAUUUGGGGGAGGGAUUAUGAGGAAGAGGGUGGUCGGACUCGGCGGAGAGUAUGAGAUUGAUACCGAGGCAGUCGACCCGAAGGGAGCUGCAGCAAUCGUAGGAGAAUACGUCAUGGACGCGUUGAGGCGCCAGGGAUGGUUCAUCCAGCUCAACCGUGUCAAAUAG